AUGUCGCAGGAUCAGAAUCCCUUUUCUGUGCGCCGACCGCGCGAGGUCAGUCGAGUCGCGAGCAAGUGCUUGCACACCCCAUCUGACACCUAUACANNGACACUCGGCCCAAUCAACCACAAUGUUUCCGCCAUUCCCAUGCCUGCCUCGGCCAUGAAGCGCCAAAGUUCUUUCGGUCUCGGUCAGAUGCAAUCCGCCUCGCAUGCCCGCUCGACGUCUGGUUCCCGCAUGUCUCUGGCUCCGGGGUUUCCUAGGCAGCCCGACUUCCAGCGCGCUUCUUCUGGCACCAACCUCGCUGACCUCGGCCUCUCCACCGUCAAGCGCCCCUCGACUCAGAACAUGUUCAAUAGCACAGGAGGUAGAAAGUCCUAUGCGCCUGUUAGCAGCACCCCUGCUCCUGCUCUGCAGCUGCAGGAUAGUUCUCAGCGCCGCAGCAGCGUAUACACUGCCCGCCCCUCGGCUGCCUUUGGAGGUCCUAUGGGCCAUCAAUCUUUCUUCGCUACCGCUCCUCCAUCCAACCAGCCUCCCCAAGACCCUCGCAGGUUACGCGACCCCGCCACUCGUGGCCAAAUGGCCACCGAACUUAUGGAGUUCCUCGCCCAACGCAACUUCGAGAUGGAGAUGAAGCAUACGUUCGGCCCAAAGCCCAUGACCUCGCCAACACAGAAGGACUUCAACAUGAUGUUCCAGUUCCUCUACCAUUGCAUCGAUCCCGCAUAUCGCUUUCAGAAGAACAUCGACCAGGAAGUUCCUCCGCUCCUCAAACAACUCCGCUACCCAUACGCGAACAACAUCACAAAGUCACAACUCGCCGCUGUUGGAGGCAACAACUGGUUUACUUUCCUCGGUAUGCUGCACUGGAUGAUGCAACUCGCAAAAAUGAUGGAGCACUUUAGCGUUGGCACCUACGACGAAGCUUGCAUUGAGUCUGGACACGACGUCUCGGCUGACCGCAUUACCUUCGAGUUUUUGAGCGACGCUUACCGCACCUGGUUGUCUGUGGAUGAUGAAGAUGAGGAGGACGACGAAGAAGCCAUCAACAGGCUCAUACAACCACACGUCGAGGCCAUGGCUGCCAAGUUCGAGGCUUCCAACCAACAGAAUCUCGAACAGGUCAAGGCUCUCGAGGCAGAGAGCAAGCAACUACAGGACCAAAUUGAUGAGCUCGGCAAGACUGCUCCUCGCCUGGCCAAACUUGACGAGCAAAACAAGAUCCUCGAGGAAGACAGGAUCAAAUUCGAAAACUACAACAACAGCAUUGACAAGAAGGUCGAGAAGUAUGAAGAUCGCUUGCGCAUGCUGGAGAGUGAAAUGCAACGUCUCGAUCAGGAACUCGCGGACGCAGAGCAAGAUCGCAACAGCUUGCAAGAAAUGGUCGACCAACAAGGCAUCACUGUGCAGGAUAUCGACCGCAUGACAGCCGAACGGAAACGACUUCAGACCGGUGUUGAGAGUACAAACUUGCGACUGGAAGAGACUCGGGAUGCGGUAGCCAAGAAAGAAGCAGAAGCAGCUCAGAAGCUUGAGGAGCUUGAAUCUGUGGUUUCCAGAUACAAUCGUAUGGCUUAUGAGAUUGGUGUCAUUCCUCCGGACGCACCAAAUGCUCACGGUCAAGAAUACGAGUUGAUUCUCACUACCAAUGAAGGACCUGCAUUUGGUUCGUCUCAAAUGGGUGAGCAGCCACAGGAUUCUGAUCAUCUACUCGCCGAGACAGGCACUGGAUACCAACCGCAUCAUCUCCUCAAUCUGGACGUCCGAGGCAGUCUCAAAACCAACAUGAUCAACCUACGAAAGGAGAUUUUCGAACGCAGAAACAAUGCUCUUGAGGUUGACAUGAACAACCAAGAUUUGCUCGACAAAAUCAAGGAGGCCAUUGGAGACAAGAAGGCCGAGACCGAGACGCUGGAGCAUCGUGUACGAGCUGCGGAGGAUGAGUUCGAGAAGACGAAAGAGGUCAGUGUUAACACAGUAGUGGAAAUACGAGCACUGUCGCUAACUUCAAGCAGNAUCACAAACUCGCAGAAAAUGGCAUCGGAUGCUCAAAUUGAGAAGAUGGAAAAGGAGCUUGCCAGAAUGCGUGCUGGACUCACAGAAUCAGUCCAGCUAAUGGAGCAACGCGAGAUGAACACCAAUCUCGAAUACGAGCAGUUGACAGUUGCAUCUUCAGCACUCCGCGAAGAGCUCCACACCGAGCUUGAACGCAUGUUAAACGACAUUAUUAAGUUCAAGGUUCACAUCCAGAGCAGUCUCGAGGGCUACGAAGAGUUUGUGGCUCAGGAGGUUGAACGUGAAUGCGAAGAGCAGGAAAGGGAGGAGAUGGGUGCCGAUGACGAGAAGUACGGCGAGGAUCUCGAAACAAAGGUGGAAGAGAUGGAUCUCGACGACUAA
Molecule: messenger RNA, 2388 nt
Organism: Aureobasidium vineae
Lineage: Eukaryota; Fungi; Ascomycota; Dothideomycetes; Dothideales; Saccotheciaceae
Source: the annotation of a GenBank genome assembly